Messenger RNA from Monoraphidium neglectum, 420 nucleotides. RefSeq lists its product as hypothetical. Gene Ontology annotation, molecular function: RNA binding. Lineage: Eukaryota; Viridiplantae; Chlorophyta; Chlorophyceae; Sphaeropleales; Selenastraceae. The transcript has 2 exons. The record is from RefSeq and is a predicted model, not a curated record. Bases 1 to 420 code for a protein of 139 amino acids.
AUGAAGGGGGAGAAGGAGGAGGAAGCAGAGGUGGAGCUUGUCGCCCCUGCGGUGCGCCUGCAGCCGCCAUUGGCCGCAAAAGACCGCACCCAGCGGCGCACUGAGUCAGAACAGCUGGCGCGGGACCGCAAUCUGGUGCAAGUGCAGGUGCGGCUGAUCUGGGGCCGUGGCGGCGCGUGGGAGAUCGGCGCUGCCGGCAUGACCCCUGCCGUGCUGUCUUCCAUCAUGGACGUGUUGGUCAAGCGGAGCUUCGUGCGGCUGCGCUGCGGCGUGGGCGGCAAGGGGCGGCAGGCGCUGGCCAAGCAGCUGGAGGAGCUACUGGACUGCGCGGUGGUCCACCAGAUCGGGUUCACGGUCACGCUGUACCGCCAGCAGGGGCUGGCGCGGCCACAGGGCUGCAGCUGCAGCCUGAAAUCGUGA